UUCACUUGCAUGACAUUACUGUGCUUAACUCAGAAGGUUAAAGCCAAAUCUAAACAGUCUCCAUAAAAACAACGUGUGGACAGUCCAGAUAAGGGAAGGCAUUUCUUCUACUGCUGCCUUUUUGGGUCUCUAAUCAUGUGGCUUUAUAACUUUUUCCUGAGCUGCGACCUAAAGGGAAUUCUUUUGUUUAUUUUUUCCUUCCUUUUGAUAGCAGACUUCCUAAGGAACAGGAAACCACCAAACUUUCCACCAGGACCAAAGUCUCUUCCCUUUCUGGGGAACAUCUUAGGGUUGGACAGCAAACAUCCACACAUUUAUUUCAGCAAGUUGGCUGACAUCUACGGGAACGUCUUCAGCUUUCGCCUCGGCAAGGAAUCCAUGGUGAUUGUCAGUGGACACAAGAUGGUGAAAGAAGCCAUAGUGACACAAGCCGAGAACUUUGUGGAUCGACCACCUAAUGCAGUCACUGACAGGUUUUACACUGAACCCUCUGGUGGCCUUUUUGUAAGCAAUGGAGAAAUAUGGAAGAAACAGCGACGUUUUGCUUUAUCUACUUUACGCACCUUUGGCCUGGGCAAAAACGUGCUGGAGCUAAGCAUCUGUGAGGAGAUAGGACACCUACAAGAGGAAAUAGAGAGUGAGAAAGGUAAACCUUUCAGCCCAGCAGGCCUCUUCAACAAGGCUGUAUCUAACAUUAUCUGCCAGCUGGUAAUGGGGAAGAGAUUUGACUACAAUGACCACAGGUUUCAGACAAUGUUGAAGAACAUGUCCGAGGGACUGUGGCUGGAAGGGAGCGUAUGGGGUCAGCUUUAUCAGGCAUUUCCUCAAGUGAUGCAGUAUAUACCAGGUCCUCACAACAAAAUCUUCAGCAAUUAUAACGUCAUAAAAGAGUUUCUUCAUCAGGAAAUAGAAAAGCACAAAAAGGAUCUGGAUCAUAGCAAUCCUAGAGACUACAUUGACACUUUUCUCAUUGAAAUGGAGAACCACAAAGAGUCUAACCUGGGCUUCACAGAGUGCAAUCUUGCUUUCUGCUCUUUCGACCUCUUCCUCGCUGGGACAGAAACAACAGCCACCACAUUGCUUUGGGCUGUGCUAUUCCUUACAAAAUACCCUGAUGUUCAAGAGAAAGUCCAUGCAGAGAUUGAUAGAGUCAUUGGACAGUCUCGCCAACCCUCCAUGGCUGACAGACCAAACCUGCCUUACACUGAUGCUGUAAUCCAUGAGAUCCAGAGGAUGGGAAACAUUGUUCCUCUGAAUGGACUCAGGGUUGCUGCCAAGGAUACAACUCUUGGUGGUUACCUUAUACCAAAGGGAACAUCAGUGAUGCCCAUGCUGACCUCUGUCCUGUUAGACAAAACUGAGUGGGAAACUCCAGACACAUUCAAUCCUGGACACUUCCUGGAUGCUAAAGGGAAGUUUGUGAAGAAAGAAGCAUUUCUGCCCUUCUCUGCAGGAAAACGUGUGUGCCUUGGUGAGGGCCUCGCUAAGAUGGAGCUGUUCCUGUUUUUUGUUGGCUUAGUGCAGAAGUUCACUUUCUCUGUUCCUGAAGGAGUUGAGCUGAGUACUGAAGGAAUAACUGGAACUACGCGUGUUCCUCACCCCUAUGAGGUGUUCACUAAGGCUCGCUGGUGGAGUCAGCAGAGAACCCGCCCAUCUCAGAACCAUGUGGACAGAAAUUCUGAUCAGUCUCCUUUCUUUCCUCCUCUCCUCUCUGUAACAAUGUGGCUCUGCAGCUUGUGGCAGUGGUUCAGUCUCAGAUGGAUGCUGAUUUUGAUUUUGACAAUCCUCCUCGUGGUAAAUUUACUCAUCAAAAAGGAUCCACCUCACUUCCCACCAGGACCACCUGCAUUUCCUUUUUUGGGGAAUAUCUUCAGCAUUGAAUCUAAGCAGCCUCAUAUUUACCUCACUAAGCUUGCUGAUGUUUAUGGGAAUGUGUUCUGCAUACGUCUGGGAAGGCACAAAACAGUGUUUGUGUCUGGGUGGAAGAUGGUGAGAGAGGCUUUAGUGAUACACGCCGAACAUUUUGUGGACCGGCCUUACAGCCCAAUGGCAAUCAGGAUUUACUCAGGAAACUCAGGAGGUCUUUUCUUCAGUAAUGGGAAGGUAUGGAGGAGGCAGCGGCGCUUUGCCAUGACCACGUUGCGUACCUUUGGUUUGGCCAAGGGCUCCAUGGAGGAGAACAUCUGUCAGGAGAGUCGACACCUUCAGGAGGCGAUGGAGAAGGAGGAAGGUAAGCCCUUUGACCCGGUGCCACUCCUGAACAAUGCUGUGUCCAACAUCAUCUGCCAGAUUGUGUUUGGAAGACGAUUUGACUACAGUGACCAGGACCUCCAGACCAUGCUGAAAAAUCUGGCAGACAUGGCCUACCUGGAAGGCUCAAUAUGGGCUCUACUUUAUGAUGCUUUCCCAUCACUAAUGAGACACUUGCCAGGGCCUCACAAUGGCAUCUUUAGCAGCUCCAAUUCAUUGAAGGCAUCUAUCAGGAAAGAGAUAGAAAGACACAAGCUAGAUCUGGAUCCAAGCAACCCACGAGAUUACAUCGACAACUUCCUUAUAGAGGAAAGACACAACAGAAAACAGGAUGUUGGUUUUAUGGAAGAAAACCUGGUUCUGUGCUGUCUGGAUCUCUUCUUAGCUGGCAGUGAAACCACUUCAAAGACUCUACAGUGGGGACUCCUGUACCUUAUAAAAAAUCCUCAGAUCCAGGGCAAAGUCCAGGAAGAAAUAGACAGAGUGGUUGGACAGACCCGCCAGCCCACCAUGGAAGACAGAUCCAACAUGCCCUACACUGAUGCCGUCAUCCACGAGAUCCAAAGGAUGGGAAACAUUGUUCCUCUCAACGGGCUCAGGAUGACUGCCAGGGACACAACACUGGGCGGUUACUUCAUACCAAAGGGUACAACUGUGAUGCCGAACCUGACCUCUGUCCUUUUUGACAAGAACGAAUGGGAAACUCCUGACAGCUUCAACCCCAAACACUUCCUGGAUGAUGAUGGCAGGUUCAUGAAGAAGGAAGCAUUUUUACCUUUCUCCGCUGGAAAGCGAGCGUGUCCCGGUGAGGGUCUGGCAAGGAUGGAACUAUUCCUGUUUGUUGUCAGCUUACUCCAGAAGUUUCACUUUUCCACUCUGGAUGGCGUUGAGCUGAGAACAGAGGGAAUUACUGGAGCCACACGCACACCUCACCCAUUUGAGAUCUUUGCAAAAUCACGCUUUGACUUUUAGGCUUCAUGCAAUACAGCAUAAGCUGCAGGUUGGAUAAAUGGCACUUUGUGAAAAUGUAUCAUAUGUUACUUUGGCAAAUUGCAGAACCUUCAGUGUUUUUAACCAGGCGACGUCAGACGGAGCAUGCACCUUGUUCAAAUGCAUACACAAUGAAUGACUUCACCUAUUUCCAACACUUAAGAUGUUAAUCAUCAAGCUUCCAUCUUUUCCAAAUUAACCAGCUGUAAACCGCUUUCCCUCCAAGAAUACAAGGUACUGAAGACUGAGAUUUUUCCGGCUAAGAAAAGAAACAAUGCAGUUUUCGAAAUAAAAUUUAUUCAGAGAAA
Molecule: messenger RNA, 3548 nt
Organism: Girardinichthys multiradiatus
Lineage: Eukaryota; Metazoa; Chordata; Actinopteri; Cyprinodontiformes; Goodeidae
Exons: 18
Coding region: 136-3222 (1028 amino acids)
Biological process (GO): xenobiotic metabolic process
Cellular component (GO): intracellular membrane-bounded organelle; cytoplasm
Molecular function (GO): iron ion binding; heme binding; oxidoreductase activity, acting on paired donors, with incorporation or reduction of molecular oxygen, reduced flavin or flavoprotein as one donor, and incorporation of one atom of oxygen
Source: RefSeq, a predicted model, not a curated record